Messenger RNA from Elephantulus edwardii (Cape elephant shrew), 858 nucleotides. It is a transcript of the gene MGMT, whose product is annotated as O-6-methylguanine-DNA methyltransferase. The coding region runs from base 1 to 858 and encodes 285 amino acids. Gene Ontology annotation, cellular component: nucleus. Gene Ontology annotation, molecular function: methylated-DNA-[protein]-cysteine S-methyltransferase activity. Lineage: Eukaryota; Metazoa; Chordata; Mammalia; Macroscelidea; Macroscelididae. The record is from RefSeq and is a predicted model, not a curated record. Gene Ontology annotation, biological process: DNA repair. The transcript has 8 exons.
AUGCUUGGCACCAACCCACAUGGCACCAAGAGCUGUGUGGCACCGGCCCGUGUGGCCCGAGAGCGCCCCAGCGCGGUCCUGGAAUCUCCUGGGGAAACACCAGAGCCGCUGGCCCAGUGUGCAGCCUGGCUGAUGGCCUAUUUCCAGGACCCUGUGACGGUGAAGACGCUGCCAGUCCCAGCUCUCCACCACCCUGUGUUCCAGCAAGACUCCUUCACCAGGAGGGUUUUGUGGAAGCUACUGGCGGCUGUGGACAUCGGAGAAGUGGUCUCUUAUCAGCAGCUAGCCAUCCUGGCUGGCAACCCCAGAGCUGCGCGGGCGGUGGGCGGCGCCAUGAGAAGCAACCCAGUCCCCAUCCUCAUCCCGUGUCACCGUGUCAUCAGCAGCAGGGGCACCUUUGGUGGCUACUCCGGAGGCCUGACGGUAAAGCAGUGGCUGCUGUCCCAUGAGGGGGCCCAGCUGGGGACCAGCCAGGUGGAGGCGCAGGUGCCCCCGAAGCCAGACGUCGGGCACUGGGAGACACUGCACACGAAGAUGGUCCACACCCCCAUCAUUCAUGUGCACACGGCCCACACGGACUCCAUACAGGGGCACCCUAUACCCCAGGCAGCCAGGGCAGGAGAUCUCAAGCUCUGGGUGUGUCCACCACACCCUGGCCUGGGCCGCCCUCCUGGUCAUUCUGACAGGGGCACAUCCUGCGACAACCAGCAGAACGAACUCAUGGUGAACAAGAACAAGACACCCUUGAAAGAAAAGCCCACAGUAAACUCCCCACUCCUGUGGCUGCGUACGGCCGUGCGGUCACUGGCCCGGAUGUGGACGGACUACAGGACGCAGCUGCAAGGAGCUGUGUUGUGA